This is a messenger RNA of Hansenula ciferrii, 1125 nucleotides long. RefSeq lists its product as uncharacterized. Gene Ontology annotation, biological process: pyrimidine nucleotide-sugar transmembrane transport. Gene Ontology annotation, molecular function: pyrimidine nucleotide-sugar transmembrane transporter activity. NCBI's taxonomy places the organism in Eukaryota, Fungi, Ascomycota, Saccharomycetes, Phaffomycetales, Wickerhamomycetaceae. Gene Ontology annotation, cellular component: intracellular membrane-bounded organelle; Golgi membrane. Bases 1 to 1125 code for a protein of 374 amino acids. The record is from RefSeq and is a predicted model, not a curated record. The transcript has a single exon.
AUGGCUAACAAAUUACAGGUUACGUUCUUAGCAAUUGGGCUUAUCAUCACGGGUUGCUUAAACUCUGUGUUUACCAAAUAUCAAGAUAAUCAAGAUGUAUCACCAGGUAAAAAAUUUGAACAACCUGUGUUACAAACUUUACAAAUGUUUAUUGGUGAAGCUGCUGCUUUUAUUUUUUGGGGUUUAGAUAUUGUACAACGUAAAAAAAAUGGAUAUCAAGAACUUGAAGAUCAACAAUUAAUAAAUAGUAAACCUAAUUUACCAUUAUGGAAAUCAUAUUUAUUGGCAAUUCCAGCCAUUUGUGAUAUAGUUGGUACAACUUUAAUGAUGGUGGGUUUAGCCUAUGUUCCUGUAUCUAUUUAUCAAAUGACAAGAGGUGCUUUAAUCUUAUUUGUUGCAAUUUUUAGUAUAAUUUUCUUAAAACGUUCAAUAUCAAGAAUUGAAUGGUUAUCAUUAUUCACUGUGGUUUUAGGUAUAGCUAUUGUUGGUAUUAGUGGUAAUUCAAAUUCAGGUUCAUCAGCUGAAUCAUCAUCUACUACAGAACCAUUAUUGAACCCAAGAUUAUUAUUGGGGAUUGCAAUGAUCUUAACAGCUCAAGUCUUUGUUGCAACUCAAUUUGUUUUUGAAGAACACAUUAUUAGUAAAUGGUCAAUUGAACCUUUAAAAAUGGUUGGAUUUGAAGGUACUUUUGGUAGUAUAAUUGUCUUUUUAGUUAUGUUUUUUGGUGAUAUCACUGUGGGUCAUGAUACAAAAGGUCCAUUAGAUUUACAAAAUGCAUUUUAUGAAUUAUUUAGUUCUAAAAAAAUCAUUUAUAGUUCAUUUGCAAUCAUGUUGUCAAUAUUAUUUUUCAAUUCAAUUGGAAUCAUGUUGACAAGUAAAUUAAGUGCAACAGCAAGAAGUACAAUUGAUACAUGUAGAACAUUAUUAGUUUGGGUUGUUUCAAUUUAUCUUGGUUGGGAAAGUUUUGUAUUUUUACAAUUUAUUGGUUUUGUCUUAUUAGUUUUGGGUACUUUAGUUUUCAAUGGUGCUUUAAUAAUUGAUAAUUAUUUACCAAGAUGGUUUAGUGAUGAUAAAAAUAAACCAUUAAUUAUUGAUUCAAUUGAUGAACAAAUUGAAAGAAUUUGA